AUGGAGCUAGUUCGGGCGCUUCAGUUAUUAAAACUAAACUCUGUUCCUACCGCUUGGGUGGACACGGUGUGGGACUGUGAGUUCACAGAUGUCGAGCCUCUUGACUCUGCCAUUUUAGAGGACAUUAAAGAAGAUACAGAGGUUUUUAAGAAAGUGCACAAGCAGCUGCUGCUGUUCUCCAACGAUGAGAAACUCACUCAGAGCGUGUGGAACGUGUUUGGAGAAAAUGACGUCUCGGUCAGGUCACUGAUGGCUUUGCUGGCCUCCUUCAUCCUCGGUGCAAAAACCAAAUCCCCCAGUGUGGAGCAGAGACGCCACAGUCUGCAGGCAGCUUCUCUUUAUCUGCUGCUCCUCAAAAUCCCAGGCAGCAUUGCCAACAAAGUGUUUCAUCAGAUCUUGUUUGAUACAUGCUUGGACGUGGUGCUGAAGUGCUGGCCCCAGAGCUCAGGCAAGAAACGCAAGAAAGAUUUUCUCAAGAGCUCGCAGGGCGAUGCCAAGAGUGGCAAACGAUCCAAGCCUCCCAAGAAGGUCCCAGAUGAGAUGGACAUCGAUGAGGAGGAGGAGGAGGAGGUGUACUUCUCGGCUCAGGAUCUGCUAAAAAUACGAGAGGACGUGAUCAGCCUGAUGCAGUCACUGCUCGGACUGCUGGAGAAGUUUUCGCUCAAGGGCAAACCGCAGACCGUCGACAGCUGCGUCCGGUUGUUCACCGAACUCGCCAACUUGGAGCCAGUUGUUGGAGAGCUGACGUUUACAGAGAAGCGUGAUGCGGAUCAGCUACAGAGCCUUCCGGAGCUGGCCUAUUAUGGUCUUGGACUGCUCUGCUUCUCUAAUCACGGGGAAGGAAAUGAGUGCCGUCGACGUGUCUUCCACAAACUGCUGUACGUGAUUCUGAUGAUGAGGAUGGAGGGAAGCAAGUCGCGCCUGCUGGUGCCAUCACAGGCCGUGUGCAAUGCCAGAGACCAGGCCGUCCGCUUCAUCAGUCAGAUCGUGACGGAGCAGGCUGAAGUCACUUUGCCGCUGCUCAGUAUCCUGUUACAGCACAUCUGUCACCAGAUGGUGGAAAAGGCAGAAUACCGUGCCAGUGGAUCUCAGGCUAUCGGGAAGCUUGUGUCUAAGGUUCCGUGUCAGGAAUAUGCUGCCUUUGUGAAGUGGCUGCAUAACUAUUCCUUGAACUCCAGGGUUGCCUUUCGCAUGUUCGCGCUGGACGUGGCCAUGGCGCUGCUGGCGCAGGAGGAGCGUGAGGUCGAAGAAACCCUGGACCCAGAGCUGGAUGGCUACGUCUCGCAUCGUUUCCUGGUGCGCUGUAUCGUCUACGGACGCCGAUCUGACGUCUCGCCGACCGUGCGAGCACAUUCCAUGCACUGUCUGGCUCAGUGCCUGGAGCUGCCCGGCCAUAACGCCUCCAAGUGGAUUCAUGAGCUCUUCUUAUCCUCUUCCUCAUCCUCCAACACUGACGCACAGACUCUGAUGGAUACUGGCCGCUCAGAACAGACUCUGAAAAGACGAGACACGGUUCAGAAAACCGCCCUGACGUUCCGCACCAUCGAACUGAGCAAACACAAGAGCCUGGCAGCUGCCAGCCGCCGCAGUGCAGAUGGCAUGAGCGCCGAUGCCACCGCCACAGAGUAUCAGGAAACUUUGGAGCUGUUCAAGCAGCGUGUGAGCGACCCCAAAAGCAACGUCAGGAAGUGUGCGCUCGAGACGAUAACAAGUCUGUUGAAGCAUGGAGUGAUCUUCUGCAGUCUGGAGAACCUGUCCAUUCUUUCAGAGCGCAGUAGAGACCCGGCCGUGUCUGUCAGGAAGAAAGCGCUGCAGUGUCUUAUGGACCUUCUUGCUGCUUUACCUGACCAAACAGAUGUGCAAGAAGCAUGGCUGAGGGGUGUGGUCCCUGCUGUGAUGGACCAAGAAACUUCAGUACAGGAAAAAGCUUUAGAAUGUCUCAACGACAAAAUCAUUUCUCAGAUUAAGAGCCAGGGCAGUUACCGAGACAACGACAUCUCUCAGAGACUGGCCUGGGACCUGCUGGCACUGCUGAGUAAUAAGUGUCAGGACCUCAAGCGCUACUUCAGUAAGGCGAUUAGCAUAUGGUUGAGGCAGCAGAAGUUUUCGGCUGCGUGGGUGAACAGUCUGAUCUGGCACACUGAGCGUGAGCGAGCCGCGUGCGCAUGGUUCCUUCUGGCCAAGGUGGCCAGCAACAACACUAAGUUCAAUUUAGCCUCCGUUGUGGAGGCCUGGGAUCAUACUGUCAGGUCUCCAGUGGUUGAUGUUGCUACAACCUGUCACAUCAUCACUGUGAUCAGCCACGUUUCAGUGAGUCUCAAUGAAGACACCAAAAGCAGGAUCGUUGAUGAUCUCAUGGCCUGGCUAAAGGGUUUCACUCUACCUCUGGAAGUGACCAACGCAUGUGUGGAUGCCCUCUUCAGAUUUGGCCGGUCAGAGAACGUCAAGGACACCAUGAGCUUCCUGGACCAGUACUGUGGAGAGUUGGUGUCCGUGUGUGAGAGCUACCUGUCCAGUGUCCUCUUAAAAGAAGAGGGAGUGGCGAACCUCAACGAGGACCUGCUGAUAAAGCACCUGUACACUCUGGGAGCGGCCUCUCUACACUGCCCCGCCAAAGUGAAGAAGAGGGUCUUUCUGCUCGUUCAGGCCAUCCUCACUCCAUCCGAGCAGCCUGAUGGAGAAUUGCCUGCAAGUCAGCCUCUGUCUCAGUUCAAACCCUCCUCGAUGCCCACCGUGGUGCGAGCUCACGCGGUCGUCACGUUAGGGAAACUGUGUCUUCAGCAUGAGGAUCUGAUGUUGUGCUACAUGCCGGCGUUUGUGAGGGAGCUGGAGGUCGGCACGGAGGUGGCAGUACGCAAUAACGUGGUGGUGGUGCUGUGUGAUCUGUGCGUGCGCUACCCAAACACUUUGAGCCACUACAUCAGCAACAUCUCGGCCUGCCUCGGGGAUUCGUAUCCGAUUAUUAGAAAGCAGAGCCUCAUCAUGCUCACCAACCUGCUGCGGGAGGAGUUCAUUAAAUGGAAAGGCUCUUUGUUCUUUCGGUUUGCUGCUGUCCUGGUGGACCCAGACCCGGCAAUUGCAGAUCUGUGUGAGUACUGCCUGGUGGACCUGCUGCAGAAGAGGAACCCUCUUAUGUUCUUUCAGCACUUUAUCGAGUGCAUCUUCCACUUCAACUCCUACGAGAAGCACAAGAAGUACAACAGGUUCCCACAGACGGACAGUGAGAAGAAGAGGUUUUCUUUGAAAGGACUUAUAAAUCAAGGCAAGCGCUUCAGGAUCUACAGGUUCCUUCUAAAAAACUUAACAGAUGAGCAGCGUUUUAAAAUCACCACCAGAAUCUGCCAGGAUGUACUGACGUGCUUUGUGGAAUCCGAGCUGCCGCUGGAUUCGGAGGGGGCAGAGCUCCUGGCUGACGUGUUUGAUGUUCUCUCGCUGAAGGAAAUCAAGCUGGUAGCCAUGAGCGGGCCGGCUGCCAACAGUGACAUUCCUGAUGAUGAGAUGGCCGUGAAAACUGCUCUGCAGAAGAAGCUUGUAUCACAGGUGCAGAAAAAGAACUUUGUGGAGAACGUGAUCCCCAUAAUCAUCGCUCUGAAGAACCUUCUGGAGGAACAGCGCUCGCCUGUGCUCAAGCACCUCAUGUCCUACUUGCAGGUGACCAUGCAGGACUACCGCUCGGAGGUGAAGGAGCUGUUUGCUGCAGACGAGCAGCUGGCCGCAGAAGUGGAGCACGAACUGAAGAUGUUCGAGAAACGGAAAGAGCAGGAACAGGAGUUAGAACAGCAGCUCAGCGACUUCUCCCUGUCCCCCAGAUCGAAAGGUAAUGCUGCUGCUUCUUCAGCUGCAGGGGGCAAAGCUUCAGGUGGCUUUUCCACACCUGUUCCUGCUGGUUCUGCUCGGAGACCCUCACAAACUCCCAAAUCUGCAGAUGCGCUCAGACGGCGUACAUUUGCAGGUAUGCAGACCCCUGUGGGAUCGAGAGCUUCUCGGACUGUAAUGUCUUUAGGACCGUCAGAGAUAUAUGAUAGACGAGCUAUCAGCACACCACAGGAGAGCAUGAAUGAAGUUACAUUUGGAGAGCAGUUGAGUGCCAUCUGCUUUGAUGGAGCAGGAAGGGGUGAUCGAGACAGAGAUGAAAGUAUUGUUCAUCUGAUGUCACCUGAGCGUCAAGCUCCAGCUCCCAGACAGUGGAACGUGGAGUCUCCUGCUGUGAGGAAAACGAGAGGCAAGAAAAGGCAGGACUGAACAGUCGUUCGUUGUUGAAAUCACAUUAUAUGAUUGCUUUUUAAUAACCUUUCCUGCUCACUGUGUGCGACUGUAUCUGUGUUUCUCUGUCCUUUUCUAGAAUAAUUUGACUAUUACUAUCUGUAAAUAAGCACUCAUAAUAAAAAUGAAAUAUUUUUACAUGCUGAAGAAAAGC
Messenger RNA from Trichomycterus rosablanca, 4417 nucleotides. It is a transcript of the gene ncapd3, whose product is annotated as non-SMC condensin II complex, subunit D3. The coding region runs from base 1 to 4242 and encodes 1413 amino acids. Lineage: Eukaryota; Metazoa; Chordata; Actinopteri; Siluriformes; Trichomycteridae. Gene Ontology annotation, biological process: meiotic chromosome condensation; mitotic chromosome condensation. Gene Ontology annotation, cellular component: condensin complex; condensed chromosome, centromeric region. The transcript is spliced from 35 exons. Gene Ontology annotation, molecular function: histone binding. The record is from RefSeq and is a predicted model, not a curated record.